Molecule: messenger RNA, 531 nt
Organism: Musca vetustissima
Lineage: Eukaryota; Metazoa; Arthropoda; Insecta; Diptera; Muscidae
Gene: sing
Product: protein singles bar
Cellular component (GO): membrane
Source: RefSeq, a predicted model, not a curated record
AUGUCAUCAUUUGGUGUUCGUGGCAUGAGCCAGAAUUUUGGCAUUAAAAUCUGUUGCUGUCGCGUGUGCACCUGCAUAAAUUUCGGUUUUAUUACCUCAAAAGCGGGUCUUUUGAAAAUCGUCCAAUUGGGUUUGGCAUCGCUGUGUGAAGGUCUACUCAUUAAAUAUGGAAUACCGGCUGCCGAUUCUAUUGGUCAAGCUUUGACGGGAUUUCUAACAACAACAUCGUAUUGUUUCACGACAACGGCGAUUUUAUUGGCCUGUUAUGCUUUCUCGGAUAAAUCGUAUGGUCUGAUACGCCAAUCAUUAUUUGAAGUUUUAUUCAAUGCCGUUGCCUGCAGUAUGUAUUUCAGUGCUUCGAGUUAUAUGGGAUUUGCUUGUGUGGUUUGGUUACAUCCACAAUUUCUAAUAAAACCCGGAUUUUGGGCAUAUCCAGCUAUGACAGCGGCAUAUUACAUUGGUUAUGCCGGAGGUAUAUUACAUGCCAUCGAUGGUUAUUUGGCCUUUAGACAUUACAAAGGUUAUCGGUAA